Molecule: messenger RNA, 626 nt
Organism: Cylicostephanus goldi
Lineage: Eukaryota; Metazoa; Nematoda; Chromadorea; Rhabditida; Strongylidae
Source: the annotation of a GenBank genome assembly
AUGGAACAAGAACCAUGCAGCUCUUCUGAAGUCGUGCAAACGGCUCGUAAUGGGCAAUCUGCAGAAGAUGUUAAGAAUGGAGCAGGAUCUGCUGAUGGUGGAUCCAUUGACGAUGGUGUUAUUCUUGGUGGUGAUGGGGAUCCCACGAUUAUUGAAGAGGAAAAUACUGAGGACGAAGAGGAUGCUGAAGUUGAAGAUGGUAUCCGUCGUGCCGAAGAAGCGGCUGCUUGUGCUGUUGAGUACCAAAAGUACAAUGAAGUAAUCGAUUUUGGACGUUCUGUCUACGCACUAUCUCAACAAAUUCCUAACCUAAGUGGGGAGACAAAAGCACUUCUAAACGACUCAUUGGCUACGAUAUGCCUCAUGGACCAUGCACAAUUUGAAUCACAUCAGCUUUUGAGUGAAGAACAUUUACAAGAUCUGGCAAAGCAGACGGCAGCAGCUAUACUAGGCGCGUUUGUUUUCAUUCUUUUUUAUCGAGUAUAUAAAUUUGGCGGCCGAAGCCCACAAUCACAACUUUCUCGAUAUUUCCAUCUAUGGGCAAAAAUGCAGUCUGAACUAGCGUCCGCAAAGAUACCGCACUGUGCAUUUACUGAUGUUACGCAGCUAGUAAGUUCAUCGUGAUU